This is a messenger RNA of Glossina fuscipes, 4276 nucleotides long. It is a transcript of the gene Polr3A, whose product is annotated as DNA-directed RNA polymerase III subunit RPC1. The transcript is spliced from 10 exons. Gene Ontology annotation, molecular function: DNA-directed RNA polymerase activity; DNA binding. Lineage: Eukaryota; Metazoa; Arthropoda; Insecta; Diptera; Glossinidae. Gene Ontology annotation, biological process: DNA-templated transcription. The coding region runs from base 49 to 4182 and encodes 1377 amino acids. The record is from RefSeq and is a predicted model, not a curated record.
CAUUUCUCAAGAAUAUGAAAAAGGAGCACAUUGUUCAGUUCAUUAAAAAUGCCUAAGGAACAAUUUCGUGGUGCGGAUUUGAUAAAGAAAAUAUCACAUGUGGAGUUCAGCAUCAGUAGCCCCGAAGAAAUUCAACAAGAGUCCCAUUUGCGUAUAGUGUCGAAGAACUUGUAUCAAGGUCAACGUCGGCCAGUUCCCUAUGGUGUUUUAGAUCGUCGUAUGGGUGUUAGCAGUAAGGACGCUACUUGUGAGACAUGUGGCCAAGGUUUAAACGAGUGUAUAGGUCAUUUCGGAUUUCUGGACUUGGCAUUACCAGUAUUCCAUAUAGGUCAUUUUCGUUCUACCAUUAAUAUAUUACAAACUAUUUGUAGAUCAUGUUCUCACGUCAUGUUGAAAGAAUCUGAUAAAUACAUUUUUUCAAAGAAAUUAUUGAAUCCAAACUUCAGCUAUUUAGCUAAGAAGGCCUUACAUGCCCAAAUAUUAAACAAGGCUAAGAAACAAUUGAAAUGUCCGCACUGUAACGCUACUAAUGGAGGUGUAAAAAAGGGUCCUGGUCUAUUGAAGAUUUUACAUGACCCUAACAAGAGUAAAAAGGCUGAUGCUCUCUUGAGUAAAAAUUUAGAUGAGUUACUACAAGCCACGGAUAGCAAUCGAGAAUUAAAUCAAAUGCUCACUAACUAUAAUCAAGUCGAAGAAUUGAAUCCUUUAACAGUACUGGAAUUGUUCAAAGCGAUACCAAAGUCUGAUAUUGCUUUGCUUGGGAUGACUAGCGAAGGAGCCAGCCCUACUAAUUUAAUAGUUACUCGUGUAUUUGUCCCGCCAGUUUGUAUAAGACCAUCAGUAAUAUCUGAAGUCAAAGCUGGAACCACUGAAGACGAUUUAACAAUGAAACAAAGUGAAAUUUUAUUGAUUAAUGAUGUUAUACAAAAGCAUAUGACUGGUGGUGGCAAGAUCGAGCUAAUUCAAGAAGAUUGGGAUUUCUUGCAGCUGCAUGUAGCCUUGUACUUUCACAGUGAAAUAUCGGGUAUACCCCUUAAUAUGGCACCGAAAAAAACAACUCGAGGAUUAGUGCAGCGCUUAAAAGGUAAACAGGGUCGCUUUAGAGGAAAUCUGUCCGGAAAACGCGUAGACUUCUCGGGACGCACUGUGAUCAGUCCAGAUCCCAAUUUGAUGAUAAAUCAAGUCGGUGUUCCAGAGCGAGUGGCCAAAAUUUUAACCUAUCCUGAACGCGUUAACCCAGCCAAUAUACAUAACAUGAAAGAGCUUGUAAAAAAUGGUCCUAAUGUUCACCCGGGUGCUAAUUAUGUACAACAAAAGGGUUCCACCUUCAAGAAAUAUUUAGCUUAUGGUAACCGUGAUAAGGUGGCUCAUGAUCUUAAAUGUGGCGAUAUAGUUGAGAGACAUUUAUGCGAUGGUGAUAUAGUUUUAUUCAAUCGCCAGCCCUCGCUUCAUAAAAUGUCGAUUAUGUGUCAUCAGGCCAAGGUACAGCCUCAGCGUACUUUCCGUUUUAAUGAAUGCGCUUGUACGCCUUAUAAUGCUGAUUUUGACGGGGAUGAGAUGAAUUUGCAUUUACCACAAACGGAAGAAGCUCGAGCCGAGGCUUUAGUCUUGAUGGGCAAUAAUUCAAACUUGGUUACACCUAAGAAUGGUGAAAUUCUAAUAGCUGCCACCCAGGAUUUUAUUACCGGUGGUUAUCUAUUAACGCAAAAAGAUGAGUUCCUUACAAAAGAGCAGGCCAUGCAAUUGGCUGUUUGUGUUCUAGCAGGUCCAGAUGCGCGUAUGAAAAUUGAUAUGCCGCCACCAACAAUACUAAAACCACGUAAACUGUGGACUGGCAAGCAAAUAUUCAGUUUAUUGCUGCGGCCGAAUAAAGAAUGCCCUGUUAAAGUUAAUCUUAUAACUAAAGGGCGCAAUUAUACGACAAACUACGAUCUGUGCGUAAAGGAUUCCUGGGUAAAUAUACGAAAUUCAGAAUUGCUGUGCGGUUCAAUGGACAAAAGCACUUUGGGCUCAGGCACAAAGAAUUGCGUUUUCUACGUCAUUUUAAGAGACUUCGGAGAAAGUUACGCCACCAAGUGCAUGUGGCGUUUGGCGAGAAUCGCUUCGUAUUUUAUACAAAAUCGUGGUUUCUCGUUCGGGAUCAGUGAUGUUACACCCAGCGCAAAAUUGCUUGAGGAGAAGCAAAAAUUACUCGAAAAAGGUUAUGCUAAAUGCGAUGAGUACAUCUUAGAGAUGAAGAAAGGGACGUUACAAUGCCAGCCCGGCUGUACUCCCGAACAAACUUUAGAGGCCGUUAUGCUGCGCGAACUCUCCAGUAUACGUGAACAGGCAGCCAAAGCUUGUUUUCGCGAAUUGCAUCCCACUAACAGUGCGUUGAUUAUGGCUUUAUCUGGUUCGAAAGGAUCUAAUAUUAACAUAUCCCAAAUGAUAGCCUGCGUUGGUCAACAGGCUAUCAAUGGUAAACGGGUACCGAAUGGCUUCGAAAAUCGAGCUCUGCCGCAUUUUGAGAAGUUUUCGUCUAUUCCCGCUGCUCGUGGUUUUGUGCAAAGCAGCUUUUUUUCGGGUCUAUCACCAACCGAGUUCUUUUUUCAUACAAUGGCGGGCCGUGAAGGUCUAGUAGAUACCGCCGUUAAGACCGCUGAAACUGGUUAUCUGCAGAGGCGCUUAGUAAAGUGUCUAGAGGACUUAGUAGUUCACUAUGACGGUUCGGUACGUAAUACUAUUGGAGAAAUCGUUGAAUUGAUUUACGGUGGGGAUGGUUUAGAUCCUGUUUAUAUGGAAAUUAAGAAUAAGCCCGUUGAUCUUAUACGUCAAAUGAAUCAUUUACGUGCCGUGCAUCCCUAUCGCAAUGAAAAACCUUUAAAGGCUGAGCAUAUAAUACCGAAAACUAAGGAAAUUUUGGGUGAAGAGGAAUUUGUCAGUAGUCGAGAAGAUUUUCGAGAAACUGUUAUCGCCUUCAUUAAUAAAGUUGCGGAAAAAAUUAAACAAAUUCAGGAUAAAUACGCUAAACAUCAUAAACUGGGUCAGGAAAUUGAACGUUUAACUGAGGGCCAAAUACGUACAUUCAUGCGUUGGGUUAAUGAUAAAUAUAGCCGCGCCGUGACUGAACCAGGCACGGCUGUUGGAGCGGUAGCUGCUCAAAGUAUUGGAGAGCCUGGCACUCAAAUGACACUUAAGACGUUUCAUUUUGCUGGUGUAUCAUCUAUGAAUAUUACGCAAGGUGUACCGCGUAUUGUCGAAAUUAUUAACGCAACGAAAACAAUAUCAACUCCAAUUAUAACCGCUGAGAUAAAUAAUAAUACGAAUAUUGAAUUUGCUCGCAAAGUAAAGGCCCGGAUAGAGAAAACAACUUUAGGAGAAAUCUCAUCGUAUAUAGAAGAAGUUUAUCGAUGUAAUAAUUGUUAUUUAGUGAUACGUUUAGAUCUGAAUCGCAUCAAGGUAUUGGGCUUAGAAAUUAAUGCCGAAACCAUUAGAUAUUCUAUUUGCACGUCAAAAUUGCGAAUCAAACCCGCUCUAGUGGAUAUUGUAGGCUCUUCCAUUAUUGUAAUACGCGUUGAUUGCUCAAAGCAUGGUGCCGCCCUGAAUGCCGAACUGCAGCGUUUGUCAACAACGGUGCAAAACGUAGUCGUAGCUGGUCUACCAAAAAUUUCACGGGCUGUUAUUGCCGUUGACGAUUCUCGUCAGCCUGCCACAUAUAAACUAUGUAUCGAAGGAGCCGGUUUGCGUGAUGUUAUGGCCACGUAUGGCGUUAUAGGCACUCGCACAAAGAGUAAUAAUAUUUCGGAGGUUUAUAGUACUUUGGGCAUAGAAGCGGCACGUACCACCAUUAUGAGUGAAGUCACUGAGGUUAUGGAGGGGCACGGUAUGAGUGUAGACCACCGCCACAUAAUGCUUCUGGCUAGUCAGAUGACUUCGCGGGGCGACGUAUUAGGAGUAACACGCCACGGAUUGGCCAAGAUGAGGGAAAGCGUUUUCAAUUUGGCUUCGUUUGAGAAAACAUCGGAUCAUUUAUUUGAUGCCGCCUAUUUCGGGCAAACUGACGCUGUAGAUGGAGUUUCCGAACGUAUCAUAUUGGGUAUGCCUGCCUCAAUAGGCACAGGGCUGUUUAAAUUAGUACAUAAUCAUGAAGAGACAACAUUGCCGGAAGUGCAACCACCUAUCUUCAGUUCGUGGGCAACAUGAUGGAAAUUUCCAUUUAACAAAACCGCAAAAUUCCAUUAAAAGCUUUAAUCAAUUUUCUUUACGUUUGAAUUUAAAUAUUUGUUUUUUAUUUCAA